AUGCCUUCGCUCAACAUCACUCUGAGAGGCCACUCCACCAAACGCCGCUACCCAGAGCGCGCAGCAGUCCACCUCACCAUACAAUCACGCGGCGAGUCAGAGGACGCCGUCACAAACAAAGCCGCGGAGACCUGCAUGGACCUAACAGGCUUCCUGGUGCCACUAUGCAACGAAGAAGUCAACGAAGACACCGCAAUGGCUAGAAGCAAUACCGGCGCCGUAUCAACAUUCACUGCUCGCAAUAUCUACCUCGCGGCUACAGAGCCCGAUUGGUAUGACCCCGAGCCAACGGACGAUAUCGAUCCCAACAGACCUCGUGUCUACCACGCCGUCAUCGUGAUCUCCGCUAUCUUCAGUGACUUCUCAGUGAUGAAGAGAUUCAUUGAGAAGACGGAUGAUCAUGCAAACGUGAAAUUGAAAAGUAUCAGCUGGUUCCUCACUGAUGAAACCAAGGAUGAACUUGGUGUGGGAUUGCGCAGGGAGGCUGUGCUUGAUGCUGUCGCGAAGGCGAAUCAGUAUGCUGAGGCAGUUGGGUUUGAGGAUGUUACGCCUGUGCAUAUCAGGGAGAUUCAGCCAGAUGUGGAUUCGGAUCAGAGACAGAAAUCUAUGUAUCGGCACUCUAGUGGGGUGGAUUUGGUGCCUAGGGAUAUCGUGCUCCGUUGCUGUGUGGAGGUUGCUUUUGAAAGUGGCUGUGAGAUUGAAUCUACGGAUCGAUCUGGUGAUACUUAG
Penicillium griseofulvum is the source of this 729-nucleotide messenger RNA. RefSeq names its product SIMPL domain-containing protein. The record is from RefSeq and is a predicted model, not a curated record. Bases 1 to 729 code for a protein of 242 amino acids. The transcript has a single exon. Lineage: Eukaryota; Fungi; Ascomycota; Eurotiomycetes; Eurotiales; Aspergillaceae.